This is a messenger RNA of Humulus lupulus (European hop), 1223 nucleotides long. RefSeq names its product gamma-glutamyl peptidase 5-like. The transcript is spliced from 3 exons. The record is from RefSeq and is a predicted model, not a curated record. Gene Ontology annotation, cellular component: cytosol. The coding region runs from base 190 to 981 and encodes 263 amino acids. Lineage: Eukaryota; Viridiplantae; Streptophyta; Magnoliopsida; Rosales; Cannabaceae.
UUUCACACUUCAAAAUAUUUCCCAUUCAACAUAAGACUUUGGCAUACAAAAUUUUGCUUUUAGAAAGUUAAUCAAGGCUGCUAAGCUACUAUAUUGUUAUUAUUAUUAUUAUUAUUAUUAUUAUUAUACAUACACACAUUUUUCUGGGUUUUGCUUGAAUUAAAAAUAUAACAAUAUAUAUAUAUAGUGAUGAAGAAAGUUGUUCAAAGAGAUGAUAUUAUUGAUGAUGAUCAUGAGAAAAGGUUUGCUCUUCUUCUAGCUGCAAGGGACUCAGAAUACGUGAAAAAUAUGUAUGGAGGUUACUUUAAUGUGUUCAUGGCUGCUUUUGGAGAAGAAGGAGAAAGAUGGGACCUGUUUAGGGUUGUGGAGGGAGAGUUUCCUGAGUUGGAGGAGUUGGAUAGCUAUGAUGGCUUCGUUGUCAGUGGCAGUCCCUACGAUGCUUAUGCCAAUGAGCCUUGGAUUCUCAAGCUUUGCUCUCUCUUGCAGACUUUGGACUCCAUGGCCAAGAAAGUUCUUGGUAUUUGCUUUGGUCAUCAGGUGAUAUGCAGAGCAUUGGGAGGGAAGGUAGGGAAAGCUAAUAGUGGGUGGGAUUUGGGGAUAAGAAAGGUGGAGAUAACAAAGGAUUUGGUGCCAUUAAUAAGCAGCUAUGUAGAAGAACUGGAAUUGGAUGAUAUCCCUGCUGCUCUUUCCAUCGUAGAAUGCCACCAAGAUGAGGUUUGGGAGGUCCCUUUGGGUGCCAAUGUAAUAGCACAUUCAGACAAAACUGGGGUAGAAAUGUUCACCAUUGAAGACCAUAUUCUUGGAAUUCAAGGUCACCCUGAAUACACCAAAGACAUUCUCAAUAACAUCAUUGAUCGCCUCCUCAACAAUCAUUCCAUUGAGAGGGGUUUUGCUGAAGAUGCAAAGUUCUUGUUGCAAAUAGCUGAGCCAGAUAGAAAGUGCUGGGAAACGAUCUGCAGAAAUUUUCUCAAAGGAAGAUAACAUUCACUUAAUUUUUUUCUGGUUAAUUUUUAUUAUUUAUUCUCUAACUUUGGACAAACACAACAUGGUCAGCAUUAAGAUAGAAAUGGUGACAAGCACUGUACCUUCUGUUGAUUCCUUAAGGCAAAUGCAAUGUAAUAAAAGAUAAAACAUUUAUUCCUACCUCGUGUUUUUUAUGUGGGCAUUGUCAUACAUAUACAGCAAGUUGAAGAAUAUUUAGUAUUUUGAUGCCAUUCCACCAA